GAUUGGACGAUUGGGUUAGAUUGCGACCGACUGCAGCGUUGGCUGUGUGCCGUGAGCAUUGCGUGUUCACGAUGUUCGGCCGGUGGAGAAGUAGACAGCGCGUUGUGAAAUUGGUUUUAGUUGUUGCGCUCCUGCUCGUUGCGCUGUCCUCGUUCCUCACCGUCGCUUUUCGAGACAGCCCAAACUCUCCGCUUUCACCCAUUCCCUUGGUCCCGAAGGCCGCACAGGAACAGGCGGUUUGCGAUUCGCCGCCAGCUUGCUUCAACUACAUAUUCACGACGUUUGGUGGUAAAAAUGGCAAAGAUGAACGCACGCUCGAUGUUUACACGUCUGCGGAUGGAAUCCAUUUCACCCCUUACGUGAUGGGGGCGUAUAAGCCCGAGAACAGUCUGCUGCGAGAUCCUAGCAUUAUCUUGCAUGACGAUGGGUGGUACUAUGUGGUCCACACGACGAGCUGGGACGGAAAUGACUUUGCUCUCAUCAAGAGUAAAGACUUGAAGACUUGGGAUCACGUAGUCACGAUCAAAAUCAAAUUGACUGAUGAAGACCUGAAAGUUGCGGACGACAAACCUCGAGUAGCGCAGUCUUGGGCUCCGGAAUUCUUUCGCGAUCCGCAAACAAACAAAAUCCACAUCAUCAUCUCCCUCCGGCACUUUGAAAUGAAAACCAACUUCGCCCCCUACAUCUUCACCGCCACUUCGAGAGAUCUCAAAUUUUGGACUCCUGGGAACCCAUUAAAUGUCACUGGACUCACGCCUGCGGAUUCCUAUAUCGACAUGUUUAUUAUUUACGAUGGCAGCGAUAAAGCAACGCCAUACCACGGCUUUAUGAAAAAUGAGGUCGAGAAACACAUCGAGCACCUUGCAGCGGCUAGCGUAGAGGGCCCGUGGCAGUUCGUGCAGAAGGGGGAUUUUGCGGGGUGGGGUACUAAGGAGGGCCCAGCGGUUGUGGAGAAGCCGGGUGGUGGAUGGAGGAUGUGGGCAGACGACUACCAUGGUCACGUGAAGUAUGCCGACAGCGACGACUUAUGGAAUUGGACCAAGAUGGUCGAUAUGCCAGACGGAGUAUCUAGCAAGGUUAGACAUGGAACCAUCUUACGCCAAGAUAGGAAGGGGACAUUAUUACCACAAUAGAUGUCGAAAACAUGGAGUUUUGGGGAGUUUAGGAAUUGGAAGUUAAAGACGGGUGAUCUGGAGCAUGAUUUAUGGUUAUGAGGGUAUGUAGACCAAGAAAUAAACUACAUUAUUAUCAUAUAAUGCGCA
Molecule: messenger RNA, 1262 nt
Organism: Mytilinidion resinicola
Lineage: Eukaryota; Fungi; Ascomycota; Dothideomycetes; Mytilinidiales; Mytilinidiaceae
Exons: 4
Coding region: 72-1133 (353 amino acids)
Biological process (GO): carbohydrate metabolic process
Molecular function (GO): hydrolase activity, hydrolyzing O-glycosyl compounds
Source: RefSeq, a predicted model, not a curated record